Messenger RNA from Sordaria macrospora k-hell, 714 nucleotides. RefSeq lists its product as uncharacterized. NCBI's taxonomy places the organism in Eukaryota, Fungi, Ascomycota, Sordariomycetes, Sordariales, Sordariaceae. The record is from RefSeq and is a predicted model, not a curated record.
AUGCCAGUCUCCCGCACCCGCGAAGCCAUGGAGGCCCCCCAUGCUCGCGUAACUCCUACUAGACAAACCAAGAGGAAGCGCGAAGAAGCGGAUACAGGCAGCCCGGAAGUAAAAAGGCCCAAAAUAAGCGAAGAAUCCGACAUGGAGAUCAUCCGCGCGACAAAGAAGGAAGAUGACUGGUGCGAAACUCAUCAGAAGCUCUACGACCAUCUCAAGGAUCGCCGCGCGAAAAUGGCGGAAAACACCUCUAUCGACAAGAAGAUCGCCACCCCGAGCGAGACGUUAAACCACAGCAGCGCCGUUAUACAGAAACCCGGGCGUUCUCCCCAGGAAUGUCUUGAAGUGGUGCUUUGCCGCCUGGAAGCUGUGCUGGAGCGGCAUUACUGCCUUCAUCUCGAAAGUACCUCUAGAGGUAUGCAAGCUUCAAUAACCUCAACCAAGUCUUCCAACACAAAGUCAUCUCUCAAUAACGAUUACACCUUGAGGAUUAAAUCCAUCGAGAGCAUUUUGGAACUUAACAGGGUGAAGGUGGACGACAGCCUUCCGACCAAGCAACCCAGGACGAGGCAAGUGGCGCGCAAGAGUCUUGGGCCUAGAAAUAACGGUUCCAACAGCUCCUGGCCAACCUUCAACGCCAAGAGUCUUGCAUCAAAGCCGAAGCUGAACUCAGAACCGAAGCCAGAACCGAAGCCAGAACCGAAGCCAGAACCGUAG